Molecule: messenger RNA, 879 nt
Organism: Pistacia vera
Lineage: Eukaryota; Viridiplantae; Streptophyta; Magnoliopsida; Sapindales; Anacardiaceae
Product: transcription factor MYB114-like
Exons: 3
Coding region: 20-610 (196 amino acids)
Biological process (GO): cell differentiation
Cellular component (GO): nucleus
Molecular function (GO): transcription cis-regulatory region binding
Source: RefSeq, a predicted model, not a curated record
CUGUCCAUUCUACUAAAAUAUGGCACCCAAAAAUGAUGCAUCCGCCAAGAAAGUAAUGAACAAAGGCGCUUGGACGGCCGAGGAAGAUAGAAAACUAGCUGAGUAUAUUGAAAUUCAUGGGGCAAAGAGGUGGAAAACUGUUGCUACUAAAUCAGGUCUAAAUCGAUGCGGCAAGAGUUGCAGACUAAGAUGGUUGAAUUAUUUGAGACCCAACAUCAAGAGAGGAAACAUUUCGGACGAAGAAGAGGACUUGAUUCUUCGACUCCAUAAAUUACUUGGCAACAGAUGGUCGUUGAUUGCUGGGAGACUUCCAGGACGAACAGACAAUGAAAUAAAGAACUACUGGAAUUCUCAUUUGAGCAAGAAAAUAAAUAAAAAGGAGAAACCGCCACAACCAGUAAUUCUGCAAGAAACUGCCCAUCAAAAGACCUCCACCAACAUAAAUGAGGUUAACGAAGAAGGUGGGGAUGGCAGAGGAAUUGGAAACUCGGAAGUCAAUUUUGAUGUAAACGAAUUUUUCGAUUUCUCUACUGAAGGAUCCUACGGUUUGGAGUGGGUUAAUAAGUUUCUUGAACUGGAUGAAGAAUCUUGGCUCACUGAUAAAAGAUGAGCAUUUUAUGAAUAUUGGUUUUCUCCUGUAUAUAAAUAAAUUAUAUAAUUUUAAUCAUUCAUGAGUCAAUUACUUGUUCAUGGCUCAAUGCUCAAUGCCACAGGUAUUAAACAGGUAAGUUUGAAGUGAAGGACAAGGAAACAACUUGGUCACAAUUGUCGUGUAUAAUAAAAACAGACGAAACGAUGGUAUACAUAAAAGCUGGAUAUACACUGCUCAUGUUUCUUCAAUUUUGAGACAACAUUCACCUUUCAAAAUAAAUCCAUUAG